AUGGCGGCUCCGGAUUCGCAGUGCGCCUCCACAGAAAUCACCUGCGAAUCCGGAGCCGCCAUGGCCGCCUCGUUAGCCAACGGCGGCCUCUGCCCGCUGUCAGGUGACCAGGUGCUGUCGCCGGCGGCAACGCGGAGCAUGCUGUCCAUGAUGCAGGUGGCGGGAAUGAAGGAUUACUCCACCACCUUCCACUACAAGACGUCGGUCCCGGCCGUGUCCAGCAGCCACGGCUCCCUGCUGGCGGUGGUUCCUGGUGUUUUGGGUCUGGUGGCGCUCUCUCCGGAGACGGACGCCUGCGGGAACCCGUGGAGGGCCGUCCACUUCUGCCAGUGGGGCCCCUGA
Molecule: messenger RNA, 342 nt
Organism: Plectropomus leopardus (leopard coralgrouper)
Lineage: Eukaryota; Metazoa; Chordata; Actinopteri; Perciformes; Serranidae
Source: RefSeq, a predicted model, not a curated record